GCUCAUUACACACUUCGAUCACGAACGUCAAACGACUGCAUCUCAUUUUGUGGAAGAAAUAACGUGAUUUCCGUACGGCCGACAUCCAACAGCGAAAAUGUACGCCCCACAGCAGCCAAUUCUCAUUCUCAGUAAAAAUACGAAGCGUGAGAGUGGCCGAAAGGUGCAGUUGGAGAACAUCAAUGCCGGCAAAACGAUUGCUGACCUGAUCCGCACAUGUCUGGGCCCGCAGGCAAUGAUGAAGAUGCUGAUGGACCCGAUGGGCGGCAUCGUGAUGACCAACGAUGGCAAUGCGAUCUUGCGUGAAAUCACGGUGCAACAUCCGGCAGCAAAGAGCAUGAUCGAGAUCGCCCGCACGCAGGACGAGGAGGUGGGCGACGGUACCACCUCCGUGAUCGUGCUGGCCGGUGAGAUGCUGGCCGUGGCGGAACAGUUCCUCCAGCAGCAGAUCCACCCGACCGUGAUCAUCCGCGCGUAUCGGGAGGCGCUCGAGGACAUGGUGCGCAUCCUGCAGGACGAGGUCAGCAUCGAGCUGGACCGCAGCGACAAGAAGCGGCUGGCGGAGGUGGUAAAGUCCUGCGUCGGCACGAAAUUCGUCGGCCGCUGGUCGGAUCUGGCGGUGCGCAUUGCGCUCGACGCCGUCGAGACGGUGUCGCUGACCGAGAACGGGCGCACGGAGAUCGACAUCAAGAAGUACGCCAAGGUGGAGAAGAUCCCGGGCGGCUCGAUCGACGAUUCGUGCGUGCUGCGGGGCAUCAUGCUGAACAAGGACGUGACACACCCGAAGAUGCGCCGGUACAUCGAGAAGCCGCGGAUCGUGCUGCUGGACUGCCCGCUCGAGUACAAGAAGGGCGAAAGCCAGACGAACGUGGAGAUCGUGGGCGACCAGGACUUCACCAAGCUGCUGCAGAUCGAGGAGGAGCAUGUGGCGCGCCUGUGCGAGGAUAUCAUCGCGGUCAAGCCGGACGUGGUGUUCACGGAGAAGGGCGUCUCCGACCUCGCGCAGCACUUCCUCAUGAAGGCGGGCAUCACCGCGAUCCGCCGGCUGCGCAAGACGGACAACAAUCGGCUGGCCCGUGCCUGCGGUGCCACGAUCGUGAACCGCACGGAGGAGCUGACGGAGAAGGACGUCGGUACCGGGGCGGGCCUGUUCGAGAUCAAGAAGAUGGGCGACGAGUACUUCUGCUUCGUGACGGAGUGCGAAGAUCCGAAGGCGUGCACCAUACUGCUGCGCGGCGCCUCGAAGGACGUGCUGAACGAAACCGAGCGUAAUCUGCAGGACGCACUGCACGUGGCCCGCAACCUAAUGCUCGAUCCGAAGCUGCUGCCGGGUGGCGGUGCGGUCGAGAUGGCCGUCUCGCAGGCCCUCACCAACAAACAGAUCCAGGGACCGUACCGUGCCGUCGCCCAGGCGCUGGAGAUCAUUCCGCGCACACUGGCGCAGAACUGUGGCGCGAACACGAUCCGCACGCUGACGGCACUGCGGGCGAAGCAUGCGUCACACCCGGCUGCCGACGGUCCGUGCACCUGGGGCAUCGACGGCGAGACCGGCCAGCUGGUGGACAUGAAGGAGAAGAACAUCUGGGAACCGCUGUCGGUGAAGCUGCAGGUGUACAAGACGGCCGUCGAGACGGCGAUCCUGCUGCUGCGCAUCGACGACAUCGUGUCCGGCUCGAAGAAGCGGGGCGACGAUGGUUCUGGACCGUCGCCCGCUGCUGCCGCCGCCGGUAUGGGAGAGUAAGGCGGGUGGGGGGUCCCCGCCACACGAAGACGAUGCCGGACGCGCUUAAUUGUCUUUACAUGCCUUAUUUAAGUAUUGCGCGUACGCGGUGCAGGCGGAAGUAUCGUCGAAAGGGUCGUGCCCUUAUAUCGUCACGUGCAUUACAAUGGUUUGUCGUUUUUAAGGGCCACCACCCACACCCACAUACAGCAGCCUGGAUGCAUUUUCUGGAACAAUGCUUAACAUUUAACAUCCCCAGCAUAUUAAUCGCACAUACACACAGCGGGCACUCACACAUUCAUUUACUUUAUCGGUUCGUCUAACGCCAUCCCUCCCCUCACCCUGCCUUUCCAACUCUUUUCUGAGUCGUCCUCUAUAUUAUCCUUCUCAACACGCGUGUUCUUUGCGUAUAAACACGCCGCCCGAUCGCAGAAUCGUAAAACACGGCGUAAUAAAAUAAUACUUACAACAAAAUUAAAA
Messenger RNA from Anopheles coluzzii, 2200 nucleotides. It is a transcript of the gene CCT3, whose product is annotated as T-complex protein 1 subunit gamma. Gene Ontology annotation, cellular component: chaperonin-containing T-complex. Gene Ontology annotation, molecular function: ATP-dependent protein folding chaperone; ATP hydrolysis activity; ATP binding. The coding region runs from base 98 to 1741 and encodes 547 amino acids. Gene Ontology annotation, biological process: protein folding. NCBI's taxonomy places the organism in Eukaryota, Metazoa, Arthropoda, Insecta, Diptera, Culicidae. The transcript has 3 exons. The record is from RefSeq and is a predicted model, not a curated record.